Messenger RNA from Alnus glutinosa, 1457 nucleotides. Its product is annotated as fructose-1,6-bisphosphatase, chloroplastic-like. Gene Ontology annotation, biological process: gluconeogenesis; sucrose biosynthetic process; fructose 1,6-bisphosphate metabolic process. Gene Ontology annotation, molecular function: fructose 1,6-bisphosphate 1-phosphatase activity. The transcript is spliced from 4 exons. Gene Ontology annotation, cellular component: cytoplasm; cytosol. The record is from RefSeq and is a predicted model, not a curated record. Lineage: Eukaryota; Viridiplantae; Streptophyta; Magnoliopsida; Fagales; Betulaceae. Bases 133 to 1377 code for a protein of 414 amino acids.
CCACCUCACAAUCCCCUCCUUCAGUGCGCAAUCUCUGUUUCUUGGAGAAAAAAAUCAAGUAGAAGAACACGACGAAGAAGAAGAAGAAGAAGAAGAGGAAGAGGAGAAAAUCAAGAAAGUGAAGAAGCCGCCAUGGUUUCAGUAGCAGCAGCAGCAACAACAGCGACGAGAUCACCAUCGCAUCUCCUAUUCUCAAGCUCUCGUUCCCUCUCUCCUUUCCAACAAUGCGUUUUUGACUCAAAGACACUCGUUUCGUGUCCCAACAACAGUAAUAGUAAGAAGAAACAUGUCGCUGCCGGGGUUCGGUGCAUGGCUGUGGGCACAACAGAGGCGGGCGCGAAGAAGAAGAAGGGUGCGUUUGAGAUUGAAACGCUGACGAACUGGUUGUUGAAGCAAGAACAGGCGGGUGUGAUCGAUGCCGAGCUCACUAUUGUGCUGUCCAGCAUCUCCAUGGCGUGCAAGCAGAUUGCUUCGUUGGUUCAGAGAGCUAGCAUUUCCAACCUCACUGGGAUUCAGGGUGCUGUUAACAUUCAAGGGGAGGACCAGAAGAAACUUGAUGUUGUCUCGAAUGAGGUUUUCUCUAAUUGCUUGAGAUCAAGUGGAAGAACGGGGAUCAUAGCGUCAGAGGAAGAGGAUGUGCCUGUAGCAGUGGAAGAGAGCUACUCCGGCAACUACAUAGUUGUAUUUGACCCUCUUGAUGGCUCAUCAAACAUUGAUGCAGCAGUGUCCACCGGUUCUAUUUUUGGAAUAUACAGCCCAAAUGAUGAGUGUCUCGCUGAUCAUGGCGACGAUGCCACUCUUGACAACGUGGAACAGAGGUGCGUCGUAAGCGUGUGCCAACCAGGAAGCAACCUUCUUGCUGCUGGCUACUGCAUGUAUUCAAGCUCCGUCAUCUUUGUGCUAACAAUUGGAAAGGGUGUGUUUGCAUUCUCCUUGGACCCAAUGUACGGGGAAUUCGUGUUAACUCAGGAGAAUAUCCAGAUACCUAAAGCAGGAAAAAUCUACUCAUUCAAUGAAGGGAACUAUCAGCUUUGGGAUGACAAGUUGAAGAAGUACAUUGAUGAUCUCAAGGACCCCGGCCCUACUGGCAAGCCUUAUUCUGCUCGGUACAUCGGUAGCUUGGUCGGCGACUUCCACCGGACAUUGCUGUAUGGUGGCAUUUAUGGGUACCCCAGAGACAAGAAGAGCAAGAAUGGGAAGCUGAGGCUUUUGUAUGAAUGUGCACCGAUGAGCUUCAUAGUGGAACAAGCUGGUGGGAAAGGAUCAGAUGGCCAUAACAGAGUACUUGACAUUAAACCACUUGAGAUCCAUCAACGUGUUCCGCUUUACAUUGGAAGCCAGGAGGAAGUGGAGAAACUGGAGAAGUAUUUAGCUUGAUUAACAUGUGAUAAUAGAAGAGAAAGUAAAUUUGUUUCAUCCCAGUAAUACUUUUCUUUUUCUUUUUUGGAUGAAUGAAA